Molecule: messenger RNA, 1272 nt
Organism: Rhipicephalus microplus (southern cattle tick)
Lineage: Eukaryota; Metazoa; Arthropoda; Arachnida; Ixodida; Ixodidae
Source: RefSeq, a predicted model, not a curated record
ACAGAUGUCAUUGCUUUUCUAAAAAAGAAGCAGAAGGAAAUAGGUUUUUUAUUUUCUAUUGAUGUCGAGGAUUUGUUCUACUCUGUACCGCAUACAGAGCUGUUUAAGUCUGUCCGAGAGUGCAUUGAGUGUAAUGGAACUGUUGCAUUUCAAAAUUCUGUGGGCAUUAGUGUGGACAAGUUUAUGUCGCUCCUCGAGUUUUACCUUCGGGCGACGGUUGUUUCCUUUGACUCAGGCUUGUUUGUUCAAAAGAAAGGGAUAUGCAUUGGAUCUUGCGUUGCCCCUGUGCUGUGUAAUAUUUUUUUAUCUUCCAUUGACCGGGAUUUAGAAUCCACGUUUGACAAAGGCACUGUCCUGCAAAUUUUUAGAUACGUGGAUGACUUUUUGGUAGUUUUAGCAGCUGAUUUUAAUCUGACUUAUGACAACACCGUACAAAGCGUAUUAUGCUACUUUAAAAACCUAGGGAAAGGCCUGAGUUUUACGCAUGAGGUGCCGCUGAACAAUAGCCUCCAAUUUUUAGACAUAAACAUUAGAUGUUGUGAUGGAAACGUGUGUUGGAUGUAUUCGCCAAGAGCAAAGAAAGAGCUGUUACCGUAUAACUCUUCACACUCUAAAACGGUAAAGAGGGCCAUCGGUUCUCUUUGCCUUGAAUCUGCCCUGACAAAGUCAUGUGAGCACAUGCUUGAGACGAGCUUCACCGCCCAGAUAGAGAGACUAAAAAACGCUGGCUUUCCCAGUUCUGUUUUGUCAGCUGUUGCUGAAACGUUACUACAAAAAAUGAAAGGAAAAAAGAAAACCAAACAGACAGGUCCAGAGCAGAGGAUACCACAGGUGUUGCACUAUACGCACCGUGUAGCGCAUGGCUUGAAAAAAGUGGCGUUCAGGUUUGGAGUGUCCGUGGUAUUUUCCGCACCAAGGAAAUUGGGUGGUUUGUGUGCACGCAUCGGGAAAAAGAAGAAGUUUCAGUGUGAGGCGAAGCAUGGGAAGGUUUUUGUGAAGUGUGUUGUUGGCGUGGUGUAUGCAAUUCCAUUGACGUGCGGGAUGUUAUACAUAGGCCAAACAGGGCGUUGUGUGAAUUUUAGGGCCUGGGAACAUUUCAAAUCACUUGAGAAAGGCACAGGCUCCAAUCUAGCCCUUCAUUGUAAACAGUGCAAUUGUAAGCCACUGCUGAACGAAAUCAAGAUUUUAGGCAAAAGCCAUGAAAAAUUGGCACGGGAAAUUUUGGAAGCUUUUCAUAUUGCAAAGAGUGGUGAAGCAUGCUGCAGCGAUAGC